AUGUCGAGCCACGCCCUCCGGGAGACUGGGGGAUCGAAACUAAAACUGCAAGCCAAGCCAACCACAAAAAGCUGCCAUGCAGGAUGCAGCUCCCGACAAAAGCCUCGACGCCGCCCCUGCUUACCCAUAGCCAGGAUCCUCAUCCACAUCAUCCUCGGCGGCAGGAUUGCGGAUUGCGGCUUGCGCCGCUUCACAUUACAAUUACGCGUUUGUGAAAUUCAUUUACAUUUUAGAAUUUUAGUAGUGGAAAUUAUAGUUCUGUGUCGUCCUUUACCGACUCAGCAAAGGCAAUUUCCCAUUGUGAAAAACAAUGGAUGUGCCGCCAUUAAGAAUUCAGUUGACCCACCCAUAUUUGAUGGUAACUUUUGGAUAAUAACCAGGUGGUUGAAAUACCAGAAUACAAAACCCUUCGAAUGUUUUCGGGAACAUUAUUCACCGGAUAUGCCUCUGGCGACUCGACAAAGUGUUUUUCUGGAAACCGACAAUAAAAAUUAUGCCGUUCACUUAACUUGUUUGGGCGCAGAUUCGUCUGAAGAAAGUGAUGGAAUGGCCAAUUAUUUGGUUCAGACCUACGCCAUUGACAGAAGGCCAUCAGUUAGAAUUAUGAAGAAAAUUCUGCAGGCGCAUAAAAGGCGCGGCUUGGAUAUGAAGUUUCUAAAAUAUUGCGUGUAAAUAUAUUGGGAAAAAUUAUUUAUUUCCAUUGAAAAAAGGGGUCUCUAGCCAAUAACUAUACUACGAAAUAUCAUGCUAAAUUUUAAUUAGACAAUACAUUUGAGUUUGGUUUUUGUGCUUCCUUACCAAAACUAAUGUAUUAGUUUGUGAGCCAAAUUAAAUUGAGGUUUAAUUAAAAAAGAAAUU
Messenger RNA from Drosophila mauritiana, 858 nucleotides. RefSeq lists its product as uncharacterized. Lineage: Eukaryota; Metazoa; Arthropoda; Insecta; Diptera; Drosophilidae. The coding region runs from base 1 to 672 and encodes 223 amino acids. The record is from RefSeq and is a predicted model, not a curated record. The transcript has 4 exons.